This is a messenger RNA of Aspergillus aculeatus ATCC 16872, 1083 nucleotides long. RefSeq names its product glycosyltransferase family 32 protein. Gene Ontology annotation, cellular component: mannan polymerase complex. The transcript has 2 exons. Gene Ontology annotation, molecular function: alpha-1,6-mannosyltransferase activity. NCBI's taxonomy places the organism in Eukaryota, Fungi, Ascomycota, Eurotiomycetes, Eurotiales, Aspergillaceae. The coding region runs from base 1 to 1083 and encodes 360 amino acids. Gene Ontology annotation, biological process: protein N-linked glycosylation. The record is from RefSeq and is a predicted model, not a curated record.
AUGCUCACCUUCCGGAAGUCGCUUUUUGCGGCCGUGUUGCUGAUCACCUUCAUCGUCUUUUUCCGAUCUUCGCAUUCCUCCCCGUCCGUGUCGCCGCCGGUGCCCGCCUCCGCCGCGAAGGCCUACGACGAUGGCCAAACAACGAAUGACCAGCCCCAGGGGCAGAAGCUGGACAGCAAUAAGCAACAACCCCUCUCCCCUCCUCCGAGCGCCCCAUUGCGCGACCGCUUGCGUUAUCAAUUUCCCUACGAUCUCAACGGCAAAUUCCCCGCAUACAUUUGGCAGACAUGGAAGUACACUCCUGAAUCGAUGUUUUUCUCGGAGGAACUGCGCGACCCCGAGGCCAGCUGGACCGAGCUCCACCCGGGGUUUGUUCAUGAGGUCAUUCCCGACGAUACCUUGCGACAUUUGAUCAAGUAUCUUUAUGGAUCGGUGCCGGACGUAUACGAGGCCUUUGAAUCCAUGCCUUUGCCUGUCCUCAAGGCCGACUUCUUCCGGUAUCUCAUUCUUCUGGCGCGGGGCGGGAUCUACAGCGACAUCGACACGACGGCUUUGAAGCCCGCGUCGGACUGGCUGCCUUCGGAGCUGGAUCUGACGACCGUCGGGGCUGUCGUCGGGAUUGAGGCGGAUCCAGACCGUCCCGACUGGCACGACUGGUAUGCGCGCCGAAUCCAGUUCUGCCAGUGGACUAUCCAGGCCAAACCGGGCCACCCGAUCUUCCGGGACAUUGUCACCUACAUCACCGAGGAGGCGCUGCGAAUGAAGAAGGCGGGAAUCCUGAAAGUCGGAAAGAUGGACAAGACGAUCAUGGAGUUCACGGGACCGGGGGCCUGGACCGACGCUGUCUUCCGGUACUUCAAUGAUCCCGAGUACUUCAACAUUGAGCCGGGUUCUACGUUGAAUGUCACUUACGAGGACUUUACCAAUUUGGAAGGGUACAAGAAGGUGGGGGACGUGGUGAUACUACCUAUUACGAGUUUCAGUCCGGGUGUGCACCAGAUGAACGCAGGAGAUAUCGACGACCCGAUGGCAUUCGUCAAACAUAAUUUCGGAGGUACAUGGAAGACCGACCCGUCUCUCUAA